Striga asiatica is the source of this 942-nucleotide messenger RNA. The record is from the annotation of a GenBank genome assembly. Lineage: Eukaryota; Viridiplantae; Streptophyta; Magnoliopsida; Lamiales; Orobanchaceae.
AUGCUCCUGUAUCUCGGCGUGAUUCUCUGCUUUCAAGUGGCGAUUGGGCAGCGGCAGCCCGGCGGAAGGCAGUUUCCGGCGAGGGAGCUCGAUUCCCUCCUCCAAGACUAUGCCUUUAGGGCUUUUCACCGGCCGAGGACCGGCAUUGUCUACGACGGCGCCGUGCCUGCAAAUCUCACCGGGGUUAGUGUGGCGGCCCUGCGGCUGAGGAGCGGCAGCCUUCGCCGGAAGGGGUUUUCCGGCUUCAGGGAGUUCGAAAUCCCGACCGGCGUCGUCGAGCGGCCGUACGUGGAGAGGCUUGUCUUGGUAUACCACAAUCUAGGCAAUUGGUCCUCACUGUACUACCCCUUGCCGGGAUACACCUUUCUGGCGCCGGUUUUGGGGCUUCUGGCUUACGACGCCGCCAAUUUAUCUGCUGUGGAUCCGACGGAGCUCGACAUUCGGGCCGCGGGAGAUCCGAUCUCGAUCGGGUUCCCGGGCCUUGGGCCCGGCCCGAAUAACCAAAUGCCUAUGUGUGUGUAUUUUGGUUCAGAUGGCACGGUUGUUUUCGAUCAUCUUGCCAACAGCACUUGCUUGGCCACGAGUCAGGGGCAUUUCUCGGUUGUGGUGCAGUCGGCGCUUGCUCCGGGACCCGCUCCGGCGACCGCUCCGGCGGCCGGAGGCGGCGGCGGCGGCGGUGGAGGGGCGGAAGGAAGAGAGGAUAAUAGGAGGAGAAUGUGGAUAAUUGUUGGCUCUGUGGUUGGAGGUGCAUUGUUGAUGGUGGCUUUGGGUUUGUUGCUCGGUUAUGUGGGGAAGUGCCGCCGGAGGACGAAAAUCCGGCGAAUGGAGGAAGCGUCGGAGUUGGGAGUGCCGCUGCCGAUGGCGAUGGUGGGGCCCACGAAGGCGCCCGUGGCCACGGAGACUCGGACGAGACCGGUGCUCGAGAACGAGUUUGUGCCCUAA